AGUCAACGUCAGCGAAGGGAUCCUCUGUGCAUAACUCUCAAUGAAGAUAUGUCGUCUGCCUGGACUCGGCUUGUUUCCUCAGUGACUGCUUCCAUCGGAUCUCUUGUGCCUGCACCAUGGCGAAGUCGGCCCCAAAAAGACUCGACCUCCAUUCAAGAAGGGAUCGAUGGUAGAUCCCCAUACGGAAUGCGAAACGCCAUGUUCAAGGUUCUGAGCCGCCGGCUGUGGGUGUCACUUUAUCCAUCGAUUGCCGACGAAGAUCAGACAUCACCUAGCCCAGAGCGAACGGAGGAAUCGCACCACAACUGCGGGGAAGACAUGACUUGAUAGCAUCGACUCGACCUGGCUAGUGGUAUGUCAUAAGCAUGCCGCCGCUUCCUAUCGCCCGUACAGGGACAAAAACUAUAGAUACUUGGACCCCUGUCGCUGCUCCCGCAGGUUCUUGUCUUGGUGGGUUCUUCAUCAAAGCACUUUCAGCACUUCCAGUACUUCCCAUCGACUAUCCGCCCACAGACACCUACCUGAGAGACAACAAUGGCCACAGUGGACAUUCCCAAGCAACAAAAGGCCGCCGUGAAAAUCGGCAACGGCGAGUCCGCCAAAGCUCCGGUUCAACAAGUCGAUGUGCCCACACCCGGACCUGGAGAGAUCCUCGUCAAGAUCAACUGGACCGGCCUCUGUGCCUCCGACAAAUCCCUCAUCCAUGAUGAAUGGGCCCCAUUCGGCGUCGCUAUGCAGCCGGCCACCAACGGCAUCGCGGGCCAUGAAGGUGCCGGUGUCGUGGUAGCUGUCGGCGAUGACAUGCAUCACAAAUGGAAAGUCGGCGACCGAGCCGGCAUCAAAUGGGUCUGGAGCGUCUGCGGCGAAUGCGAAUUCUGCACCAACGGCAGCGACGAACUUCAUUGUCCAAACCAGAAGAACGCCGGAUUUACCGCGGCCGGCACUUUCCAGCAAUACGCACUCAGCGAUGGGAAAUACACGACUCGCAUUCCGGACGGCGUUGCCGACGAGGAAGCCGGCCCGAUCAUGUGUGGCGGCGUGACUGCUUACACUGCCUGUAAGAGGAGCGGCGUCAAGCCUGGACAGUGGAUUGUCCUGCCUGGCGCCGGUGGUGGUCUCGGGCACUUUGCAGUGCAAUAUGCAAAAGCCAUGGGCAUGCGCAUCAUCGCCAUCGAUGGCGGCGACGCGAAACGGGAUCUGUGCAAGAAACUCGGGGCCGAAGAAUUCAUCGACUUCACUCAAGUCCAGGAUCCAGCCGCAGAGGUUCUGAAAAUCACAAAAUACGGCGCUCACGGCGUCAUUGUCACUGCAGCUACGAAAGAGGCCUACGCCUCUGCACCAGGCUUUCUCCGACCCGGCGGCACCGUUGUGGCCGUUGGUCUGCCGAAAGACCCGACUGUGCUUGCCGGCGCACCUCCUCUCAUGUUGUGCCUGAGGAAGUUGAACAUUGUGGGCAGUGUCGUUGGGACGUUGAAGGACGUCGAGGAGGCUCUCGACUUUACUGCACGAGGGCUUGUACAUCCCAUCCUGACAAAGGGUACUCUGGAGGAUCUGGACAAGUAUAUGGACUUGAUGAUCGCUGGUAAGCUCGCUGGCAGAGCUGUGUUGAAGGUAUCAUAAUAGCCCACGUACCAAUAUAUCGAUCUACGUCCAAGGCACGCACUUCGGGCCUACUAUUGCCAAGUGCAUAGUAUACCCUCAAGCAAUUCGCAUGCGUCUCAAAACGGCCAUUCCGCACUGUUGAUGGCUCCUCUUGCGCUCAUGGACAAGAUCCCUUCAUGUUUCAGCAUAUUACAUUAACCGAUCCAGCUAGAAACAAACGACCACUAUGCUCACCAGUUCCACGUAUACCAUCAGCCAAACACUCAUUGCUUGUUGGGAAGCCAUCUGCGAGGGGCUUCCGGGAUCCACGUACACCAGUAUUCCUCCCCGACCAAGGUCCCUGCGACGAAGGCACUGGACUCGACUCCACAAAACAGCACACAUCAACCAUCAAAGCACCACCCUUCCUACCGCAAUACUGGUAUCCCUCCCUCGUGGCUCACCAACUGAACGUCAUCAACGCCGGGUUCAACACAAUCGGCAAGAGCAAAUGACUCGCCGCGACCGUACUCAUGGGCAAAAUGGCGAUGAAAUCUCCAAUCACCCAAUCAUACGGCAACCAUCCUCCAGGGUUACACGCAAGCCAAAUCAUGCCGGCGAUGGCAACCAGCGCAAAACAAAUGCUGAACUUGAACUUCCUGAUCACCUUGGGC
Messenger RNA from Exophiala xenobiotica, 2255 nucleotides. RefSeq lists its product as uncharacterized. The record is from RefSeq and is a predicted model, not a curated record. Bases 535 to 1620 code for a protein of 361 amino acids. Gene Ontology annotation, molecular function: oxidoreductase activity. NCBI's taxonomy places the organism in Eukaryota, Fungi, Ascomycota, Eurotiomycetes, Chaetothyriales, Herpotrichiellaceae. The transcript has 6 exons.